Molecule: messenger RNA, 1253 nt
Organism: Mangifera indica (mango)
Lineage: Eukaryota; Viridiplantae; Streptophyta; Magnoliopsida; Sapindales; Anacardiaceae
Product: ribonuclease P protein subunit p25-like
Exons: 9
Coding region: 178-951 (257 amino acids)
Molecular function (GO): RNA binding
Source: RefSeq, a predicted model, not a curated record
AUCAUAAGGAUUAAGGGGGAUCACAACUCCGGGACCCAGAAUUGUAAACCCUAAGCCCCCCAGUAUAAAUACGCUUUAAUAGGCGCCUUCAUUUUCCAAAUUCAGUAUCAUUGUGGCUCGAAAAGCGCCAGCGAAACUCAAUUUAGACGACGCCGUUUCGAUUCACGUGAGACGAAAAUGGAUCGGUACCAGAAAGUGGAGAAGCCGAGGACGGAGACAGCUAUAAGUGAGAAUGAGCUGAGGAUAACUGCUCAAGGCAGACUCAGGAAUUACAUUUCAUAUGCUAUUUCUCUUCUUCAGGACAAAGGCGCCAAUGAGAUUAUCCUCAAAGCCACUGGUAGAGCUAUUAACAAGACUGUGAUGAUUGCUGAGUUGCUUAAGAGAAGGAUUGUUGGUCUCCACCAAAAUACUUCAACUGGGUCUAUUGAUAUCACUGACAUGUGGGAGCCUCUAGAAGAAGGGCUUCUUCCAUUAGAGACUACCCGUCAAGUUUCUGUUAUCACAAUUACUUUGUCUAAGAAGGAGUUGGAUUCAUCUUCUCUAGGAUACCAACCACCAAUCCCGACUGAUCAAGUAAAGCCAUUAAUUGAAUAUAAUGGAGACGCAGUGCCUGGCAUGCGAGGUAGUGUUCGUCGUGAUCAACAUCAAGGAAAGAACGGAGCUACUGGCAAUGGUGUAGUGGAGUAUAGCGAUGGAUAUUGGGAUGGUGGACGUGGAUAUGGAGGUAGAGGUGGAGGUGAUGCAAGAGGACGUAGUCUUCGUGGGCGUGGAAGGUGGUAUGGUGGUGGAAACAUGCGGCUAGGGUCAGGAUAUGAAAAUGGUUAUGGCAGAUCAGCUGACUUCCCUCAAGGACGAGGGCAUGGGCGUGGUCGUGUAAGGGGAAGCGGUGGUCGUGGCCGUGGGCAAGGCUUUACAUCUGAUGGGCGAGUCCAAGUCCAAGCAACUGCUUGAACUAAAUUUUGGAGGUACUACUUUGGUUUCUAGUUGAAUAGUAUGGGAUGCUUGUUCAACACUUGAUAUUCCAAAGUUAAAUGACGUUAGACCUUCAUUAUUUGUGGCUCAUAUUAAUUAAUGAUUUGCAAUAGAGUUGGGAAAUUUGAUCUUCUGUGGGUUGCAAUUUUGUAGUAAGUAGUAGAUAGGACGUGACGUUAUUACUAGUCCUUAAUGUUGUAUAAUUUAUGCAGUUUUUCUUUUUUAAAUGUCAAAAACUCUUUCCUACAAAUAAUAGAGCAGUGCAUUCUUCCAUGGUUUCA